CAGAGAAGGAAAAAAGAAACUUGAGACUGGCUUCCCUUGUGGCAUAUCUGUGUCCUGGACAUCCCCUCCCCACCCUGCUGUUUUUAAAUGAGAGGCACGUGAAGAACAUGAGGUUUUCUGCUUGAGAGGGAGGGCAGUACUGGACUGGGUGAGGGAGGAGGAAGGCAAGUUGUGGUUUUGUGGUGUGGUUUACACUGAGAUCAGAGCUAGUGUGCCUGGGGGUGGGAGCAGAAAGAGAAAGGGCAUCUGAUGCCAGCUGCCAAUAUGACAGAAACCCUGCAGCUCCCAGCACUGCAAGUCCCAGAGCAGCAGGUGGUGGAGGGUGGCCGUGCCUGGUCCAGUUCAUCCACCCCAACCCUCCGCCGGAGGCGCUUCAAGAUGAGGCGGAUGAAGAAUGUGCAGGAGCAGAGCCUGGAGGUCAGCAGGUAUCAGGAUUCUCCUUCCUCCAGCAAGGAAUACCUGCAACUCCCAUCCAUUGAAAUCACCCCCUCCAGUGAUGAGGACACUCCCUGGUCGAACUGCUCUACACCCAGUGCCUCCCCGCGGCGUAAGCGCUUCCUCCUUCGGAAGUGGCUGCGUGUGAGAGAGAAGAAGGAAUACAGUGAGAGCAGCAGUCAGCAGAGCAGCCAACAAAGCAGCCAUGAUGAUGACUUGUCCCGAUUCUUGAGCCCUCAUAUGCGUGACGAGAGUACUGCCAGUAACUCAAACCGCAGCACGCCUGCCUGCUCCCCGAUCCUGCGCAAACGCUCCCGGUCCCCGACACCACAGGACUCCCAAGGAGACACCAUGGUGGAAAAAGGCUCAGACCACUCAUCAGACAAAUCCCCUUCGACGCCGGAGCAGGGUGUACAGCGUAGCUGUUCCUCUCAGUCAGGCCGUAGUGGGGCCAAGAAUUCCAAGUCACACAAGCGCCUCUCCAAAAAAAGCCAGAGUUGGUAUAAUGUGUUGAGUCCAACAUACAAACAACGGAAUGAAGAUUUCAGAAAACUCUUCAAACAGCUUCCUGACACGGAGCGCCUCAUCGUAGAUUACUCAUGUGCGCUACAGAGAGACAUUCUCCUGCAGGGCCGCCUCUACCUCUCUGAAAACUGGAUCUGCUUUUACAGCAACAUCUUCCGUUGGGAGACACUGCUGACAGUUCGCUUGAAGGAUAUCUGCUCGAUGACCAAGGAAAAAACAGCACGGCUCAUUCCUAAUGCCAUCCAAGUUUGCACUGACACUGAAAAGCACUUUUUUACUUCCUUUGGGGCUCGAGACAGGACGUACAUGAUGAUGUUCAGACUCUGGCAGAAUGCUCUCCUUGACAAGCCUCUCUGUCCAAAGGAGCUCUGGCACUUUGUCCACCAGUGUUAUGGGAACGAGCUGGGUUUGACCAGUGAUGAUGAAGACUAUGUGCCUCCUGAUGAUGACUUCAACACAAUGGGCUACUGUGAAGAAAUCCCCGUGGAAGAGAAUGAAGUCAAUGACAGCUCCUCAAAAAGCAGCAUGGAGGCCAAGCCAGAAGCUAGCCCUCAGCUGCCAAAGAAAUCUGUCACUGCCAGCACACUGACAUCUACGGGAAGCAGUGAAGCGCCAGCCUCGUUUGAUGGAGUGCUACCAGAAGAGGAGGAGGCAGUGGCAGAGAGUCCUGUGGAAAAAGACCUUGGCAUUGCAAAUAUCAUGGGAGAGAAGAUAGAGAUCAUCGGCCCUGUGAACUCCCCUUCCCUAGACUUCAAUGACAAUGAAGACAUUCCGACUGAGCUCAGUGACUCCUCAGAGACCCAUGAUGAAGGGGAGGUCCAAGCCUUUUACGAGGAUCUGAACGGCCGUCAGUAUGUGAACGAAGUGUUCAACUUCAGCGUGGACAAACUGUACGACUUGCUUUUCACGGACUCACAGUUCCAGAGGGACUUCAUGGAACAGCGGCGGUUUUCUGAUAUUAUCUUUCAUCCCUGGAAGAAGGAAGAAAAUGGCAAUCAGACCAGAGUGAUCUUGUAUACCAUUACCCUCACCAACCCUCUGGCCCCCAAAACUGCCACUGUCACUGAGACGCAGACAAUGUACAAAGCCAGCCAAGAAAGCGAGUGCUAUGUCAUAGAUGCAGAGGUGCUAACUCACGACGUCCCCUACCAUGAUUAUUUCUACACCAUUAACCGCUACACGUUGACUCGUGUUGCCAGAAACAAAAGCCGACUCAGGGUUUCCACAGAGUUACGAUACAGGAAACAGCCUUGGGGGCUGGUGAAAUCCUUCAUUGAGAAGAAUUUUUGGAGUGGCCUAGAAGAUUAUUUCCGACAUUUGGAGAGUGAACUGACCAAAACUGAGAGCACAUACCUGGCUGAGGUCCACAGACAAUCCCCCAAAGAGAAAGUGAGCAAGCAAUCGACUGUGCGCCGUAGGAAACGGGCCCAUGCCCAUCUGCGGGUGCCGCACUUGGAGGAGGUGCUGAGUCCCGUCACCACCCCCACGGAUGAGGAGGUUGCACAUCGAAUCAAGCAUGUGGCAGGUUCCACUCAGACACGGCACAUCCCUGAGGAGAGCCCCAGCGGCUUCCACCUGCAGAGUGUCUCUAAGCUGCUCCUUGUCAUCAGUUUUGUUCUGGUGCUGCUGGUCAUUCUCAAUAUGAUGCUGUUCUACAAACUCUGGAUGUUGGAAUAUACCACGCAGACGCUCACGGCAUGGCAGGGCUUGCGGCUACAGGAAAGGUUACCCCAGUCUCAGACAGAAUGGGCCCAGUUACUAGAAUCUCAGCAGAAGUAUCAUGACUCAGAGCUACAAAAAUGGCGUGAGAUCAUCAAAUCCUCAGUGAUGCUUCUAGACCAGAUGAAGGAUUCACUAAUAAAUCUUCAGAAUGGCAUCGGGUCCCGGGACUUCGGGUCAGAUCCAGAGGAGAAACGGAAACGUUUCCACUAACAGGCAGGAAUGCAGGAGGCCAGAGGACGGUGUGCAAUAUGUGUAAAUAGGAUAUAUAAAUAUAUAUAUAAAAAAUAUAUAUAUAUACAGAAUAUAAAUAUAUAUUAUAUACAGAUUUUAAGAGAAAAAAAAUAAGCCUACGUAUUGAGAGGAAGGACUGACCUCCAACACUGGCUGAAAUGGAGCGUCUCGGUGGUAGUGUGUGGGGGGGGGUGUGUGGGAGGGCUGUGCUCUCCCGGCACUGAGGUGCACUUAGGGGCGUGCCUGAGUGCGCUCCCCUGGGCCCGUGCGCCACUCCUCUGUAAUAUUCCUGGCUGUUUGUCUGUCUGUCUGUUUUGUUUUUGUUGUUUCAAAGGGAAGCAUCAGAGUGAGUGUCCCCCAUCCCUUCCUGCGCAUGAAGGUCCCUGAUUGACUGUAUUUAUUUAAACAUACAAAGGGGACACUGUCAACUUUCUUACCUUGCUGGCUUCAGGGCAUAGAGGUUUUGGCAGUAGUUGUCAAUCCCUUACAAAACUACUCUGCAUUUGGAGGGGAGGCCUCGGGAAGCAUUGCUGUAGGUCUGUAGAGAGCAGAUCUCACCGGCAGUCACCUUCUAUACUUCUUGGAGCAGAAAUACAAUUUGCCGUCACGCCAGCCAGCCUGGUUCAGAGAGCAAGGCACAGAAUGUAAAUGAGCUGAAAUGCUUUCUCCAAACACUAGAUUGCUGCCUCCUGUUAUUGAUACUGCACUAACAGCCAAGGAGAUGAUGGGGAGGGGAGUAUCUGCCUACAAGGUGCUUGGAUGGAGGAGAGCCACACCACAGAAAUUACACUUCCAUUCCUUUUGACAGUGUCCCCUUUACAUUUUCUGUAGUACUCUGCUUUCUAUGUGCUUGGGCCCCUGCCAUUAAGCCAUCCUUGUGCUGAAGAUCUACAUUGGUGCUGAAAGGGCUACUGCCUGUGCGACUUCCCACGACGGGGGGGGUACCCCCACUUAAAAAGAAAACCAAAAUUAGUAUUUAUUUGCAACCGCUCCCGCUACCCUGCUCAGCAAAUUUCCUCCUGGUCCGCGAGACCAUUUUGCUUGUACCACCUAGCCCUUACCUUGUCUUACAAACUCUGCAGGAAAACAUCAGGGAGAAAAAGAACAACUUCUUUUGCUUCCCUGGGAUAUUUACAUGACUACAUCUAUAUAGCAACAACCAUCACUGUGGAUAUUUACUUGACUGCAUCUAUAGAGCAGCAAGGCCUCCCAAGGUGCAGGAGAGGUUAGGAAGGGUCACGGGGACCAACAAAGACAAGACAAAAGGGACCAUCAGUGGGUGGCAGCAUAGAUCUGGAGAGGGGUGUCCACUGUGUGAGGCGUCUGACUGGUCUCUCUCAUAAGCUGGACAACGAAGCAUUUGCUCUUUAAGCAAGUCAGGUGGCAGAGCUGCGUUCAAAAGCCAAUAUGAAUUUUUACUUGUUCUAGGGGAUUAUUCCAGACUCCCAUUAGCAGCCAAAUGAGGAAGAGGGGCAGCGAGGCUGCGCUGUGAGUGUACCAAACGCCACUGUGACUGGUUGGGAUGCAGGGUGCUUGUUUGAAUGUUUAAUAAAUGCUGUCUCAUCUUACCUAGCCAGGCAGAUUAGGUGACAUGUGAGGCCCUCAAUCUCCACCUUGUUCAACGCCAGGAUUUUUCCAUCUUCUGAAUAGCGGUAGGGAGUCAGCUGCAUAUUCCCCUUGUGCAAGCGGUGCAGUUCUAGCUCGUCCAUUGUCUGUGGCUCCAACAGGCGCUGAAAGAGACACAAAGAUGACUAACUGGUUUCCAUAUCUCUGUACCAGCAACUCUCAUCCGCACAGCUGGGUGACAAAGUGGGGUCUAAGGAAAACCUUCACAAGCUCCGCCUCGUGCAUUCCCAUUAGGGAAAGGUAAUGUAUGUGCAAGUAAUGCGCUAAUUUCUCCCAACCUGCCUGCAAUUUUUGUGACCAAGUGCUAAACACAACGUGUCCUGCAGAAGACGACUCACAUUUGAAGGAGUGUGGAUAAAGAUGGGCUAUCAAAAAGACAUUUUGAGUGUGAAAGCAAGGUACAAUUGGGAAAAACAUGCCUCGGCAACUACAGAAUAAUGUGUAUUUAUGACUAUAUAUUUAAUUUAAUGCUGCUGACUACUGUA
Messenger RNA from Chroicocephalus ridibundus (black-headed gull), 5024 nucleotides. RefSeq names its product GRAM domain containing 1B (gene GRAMD1B). Gene Ontology annotation, molecular function: cholesterol binding; cholesterol transfer activity. NCBI's taxonomy places the organism in Eukaryota, Metazoa, Chordata, Aves, Charadriiformes, Laridae. Bases 250 to 2892 code for a protein of 880 amino acids. The transcript has 21 exons. The record is from RefSeq and is a predicted model, not a curated record. Gene Ontology annotation, biological process: intracellular sterol transport. Gene Ontology annotation, cellular component: plasma membrane; endoplasmic reticulum membrane; endoplasmic reticulum-plasma membrane contact site.